Messenger RNA from Penicillium alfredii, 1011 nucleotides. RefSeq names its product putative cell cycle control protein (Cwf26) (gene cwc26). The record is from RefSeq and is a predicted model, not a curated record. Gene Ontology annotation, molecular function: RNA binding. The coding region runs from base 1 to 1011 and encodes 336 amino acids. Gene Ontology annotation, cellular component: U2-type spliceosomal complex; RES complex. Lineage: Eukaryota; Fungi; Ascomycota; Eurotiomycetes; Eurotiales; Aspergillaceae. Gene Ontology annotation, biological process: mRNA splicing, via spliceosome. The transcript has a single exon.
AUGCCGGGAUCACUUGCCGAGUACCUGGCGAAGAACUACCUCACAGCCGAUUCAGCAACGGAGCGACCGAAGAAGAAGCGCAAGAAGACUAAAGCCACCGACACCGCAGGCUCGGGCCUCAUCAUCGCCGAUGACGACCCUCCGGAUCUGCGCUCAGCACAUACACAAUCAUCCCAGGAUGAUGAGGACCGUCCAUUCAUCGACAACACAACGAAAAGUGCCGAGUUCCGUCGAGCCAAGAAAUCGUCCUGGAAGACCGUCGGGGGACCGGCGCCGGGGAGCGAACAAGACGCGGCCGAUGCGAUCCUGGCGUCCGCAGCAGCGGAGCGAGCCGCACAGCGUGAUGCAGACGACGAUGGCGAUGCACCGGUGAUUGAGGGCGAGGAGGUGGACGAGGGCCCGCGGAUGGAGUCCGGGGCGCGGGCAGGACUGCAAACCGCAGAGCAAACGGCGGCAAUGGUGAAAGCACAGGAGCGGCGACGUAAAGCCGAUGCGGCGCUGUACCGCGACCCGGCAUCCUCGGACGCACAGGCCCAGGAGACGAUCUACCGAGAUGCGUCCGGGCGGAUCAUCAACGUGGCGAUGAAACGGGCCGAGGCGCGGCGCGCCGAGGAAGAAGAGCGCGAAAAGGAGGCGCGCGCACGCGAGGCACUCAUGGGCGAUGUCCAGCGCCAGCAGCGUGAGUCCCGCAAGCAGGAGUUGCAGGAAGCAAAGAUUAUGCCUGUGGCGCGCACGAUCGAGGACGAUUCUCUUAACGAGGAGCUCAAGGCCCGCCAGCGCUGGAAUGACCCCGCUGCUGGGUUCCUGACUAAAUCUUCGGGUCCCGGGGCGAGCGUGACAGGCAAGCCGUUAUAUCAGGGCGCUUUCCAGCCUAAUCGGUAUGGUAUUCGGCCUGGGCAUCGCUGGGAUGGAGUGGAUCGUGCCAAUGGGUUUGAGAAGGAGUGGUUUGCGGCGAGAAAUCGCAAGGGUCGCAACGAGGCGCUGGAUUAUCAGUGGCAGAUGGAUGAGUAA